This is a messenger RNA of Carica papaya (papaya), 653 nucleotides long. RefSeq names its product RING/U-box superfamily protein. The record is from RefSeq and is a predicted model, not a curated record. Lineage: Eukaryota; Viridiplantae; Streptophyta; Magnoliopsida; Brassicales; Caricaceae. Gene Ontology annotation, biological process: protein ubiquitination.
CCUUCGAUCACCAUCACCGUCUUCUUCUAACAGAUCUCUUAUCCAUUCUUCGAAGCCCAAAUAUGAAAUAACCAAUAUAUGUGUAUAUAUGUAUGUAUAUACUGGUUUCUUUCUGAAAUUAAAAAAAAAUUAAAUGAUGGAUAAUAACACAACCACAGUGAUUACUGUUGUCCAGCCACCACCACCAUUCCCUGCUCCUCCUCGAAGCAUCGAUUUAUCUCCACUCGAGUUCAUUCUCGCUCUCAUCGCCGUCAUCACCAUCCCCGCCUUGGUCUACGCUUUCUAUUUCGCCCUUCCCUGUCCUCCCUACUCUUCCCGCCGACGUCACCGGAGCUCCGACGAUGUAUCCUCCGCCGCCAAUCAUGCCAAUCCGGAGGCGGCUUCUGGUUUGAAGUACCAGAAAGAGGCGCACGUUAAGGAAAUCGGCAGCGACUGCCCUGUUUGCUUAUCGGCGUUUGCCGAUGGAGAGGAGGUUAAACAGUUGAGCGCGUGUAAGCACUCGUUUCACGCUUCUUGCAUCGAUCUGUGGCUUAUUUGUCACGCCAAUUGCCCGAUUUGUCGGGCUACUGUCGCCGUGAAACGGCCGACUCGUCCCGCAAUUUGCCGUCUGGUAGAGAGGAUGAUCUGCAACAAGUUUGCCGAUGCCUCUGCUC